Messenger RNA from Theileria orientalis strain Shintoku, 981 nucleotides. RefSeq lists its product as hypothetical. Bases 1 to 981 code for a protein of 326 amino acids. The record is from RefSeq and is a predicted model, not a curated record. NCBI's taxonomy places the organism in Eukaryota, Apicomplexa, Aconoidasida, Piroplasmida, Theileriidae. The transcript has a single exon.
AUGGAUUUUACACAGGAUUCCACAAAUAAUAAGGAAAAACCUCCCGAAGACCCUUUGGGUUCUGGAAAGUUUAAACUAAAUAACGACAACCUUCUAAUAUCUCUGGCUCAAUCUCAUAGAAACGCACGGCCGUCUCAAGUAGUAUAUUCUCAACCACUGAAAAGUGAUAAAUCGGAAUACUACGAGGAAUGGCUCCAAAAGUGUGUUGCCUGGAUUGCCAUGGGCUCUGGCAUAAAGAGAAUGGAUUUUAACGCCUUGGAAAAAAUAACUAACUAUUUGGUAAACGAGAUUAAAUCUAUAGGAAGGAAGGCGGCUUAUUUGAGUCGAGUUAGAGGCUGUGAGACGAGCAACUUCGUCGACGUCAUGAACGCAAUAGAGUCCGUGAACCCUGCAGUCUACAACGCAAUUUUCAAGGAGAAGAAAACGUCGAAAAUGAAGCAGAUGCCGAAGCAGAUUCCGCUGGUUGGCCACAACACACUGAUUCAACCUGCAAUGCUAUCCCAGCCGUCUGCUCUCUACUUUGAGUGCAUGGUGAACGCAACUGAGUGCAUAUCGGAAUUGAACAAGGACAACGAAGAGGAGACGACUUUUGUCUACAACAGCAUGAGCAGGAACCAAUACAAGUCUGGGAAGACGCUGAAGAUGCCAAAAAUAAUGGACAUGGACUUCCACUCAAUAUACACGAACCGGGGCCCCUACUCGCUGAAGGCCGACGAGACUUAUCAGCAAAUAGUGGCUUCGCGACCCAGAUUUGUGCACAAGCACAUGCCGCUUCUCCCUCCCGAGUUCGUUACGACGGAAAGCCCGGGGCAGGGCAUGGACUACAGCCCGCGUGACGUGAAAACGUCUGAAAAGUUGACAAGGCAGAACCUGCUUCUCCAGUCGGACCUGCCGAUACUACACAGAGUGCAAAUAGAGCCGGAGCUUCGCGAGUUGAGAUCGGAUAAAGACCAGAUCAACACGCUGAACAAAACUCCGUAA